This is a messenger RNA of Corythoichthys intestinalis (scribbled pipefish), 2083 nucleotides long. RefSeq names its product meteorin-like protein. NCBI's taxonomy places the organism in Eukaryota, Metazoa, Chordata, Actinopteri, Syngnathiformes, Syngnathidae. The coding region runs from base 315 to 1163 and encodes 282 amino acids. Gene Ontology annotation, molecular function: hormone activity. The record is from RefSeq and is a predicted model, not a curated record. The transcript has 4 exons.
AGCACGCCAGGGAAGUCCACCACUUUUAAGAUGGCCCUGCCCCCUGGUUAUAAACUUUCGCAUCUAGCGCUGUAUGUGACUGCAGUAUUUCAUGUCUAUCGAUUAGGAGCGCGCGCAUGCAGCUCACGUGAACGCGCUUGACAAUACAUCAUCUCCCUCCCGUCCCGACCCGAGUCCCCCCUCACUCUCUCUACUGUUUGAGCGUCAUUACGCGACGGACGGAGGCUCGCCUUCACGUCGCCGCAAUCCAAGGCCGCGCUAUGUCCGUCAGGCACGCGUCUCGUCCACUUUGGAUGCCGUGGAGCUUUUAGGACAUGUUGGUCCCUUGGCUCUUCCUGGUCCUUUUCGUUGGGAGCCCACAACUUGCUGAGGCUGACUCGUGCAACUGGAGUGCAAGUGACUCUCCGGCCAGCACGGACCCAAGGAUGAUCCUGCAAGUGCGACUGCGCUGCGCAGAAGGUUCCGUCCGGUGGUCCUACCCGGGCCGAGCUCUCCGUGUGAUCUUGGAGCCCAACUUGUGGUCCUCCUCCUCGGCGCGUGACACCCUCUGCAUCAAAGCGGCCCCGACCUUCGGCGGGGCCACCCUGUUCGUCCGUCGCAGCGGAAAGCUGGAGCCGCUUCUGGCGGACGGCGAGGGAGAGGAAGGCGCCAGCUGCUUCCGGACGGACGGACCGCGCGUGCCUCCCAUCUACAUUCAGACGGGCCCGAGUCCAAGUCUGAUGGGCUUCAGGUAUGAAUUGACGGCCGACGGGAUAGCUGCGAUGAGCUCGGAUCGCGCCGCUUCAUGUCGCCCGUGCAACGACACGGAGCUUCUGAUGGCAGUCUGUACCAGCGACUUUGUGGUCCGAGGCUUCAUCGAGGGUGUCCGUCACCGUCCGGAUCUUCAAAUCUCACUGGUGGACGUGUCGGCGACGAAGGUCUGGCGGCAGCGUGGCGGCCUCUUUGAGCGGGAGGCUCCUCGAUCGCCGCGGUGGCGCGGCGUCAUCCGCGCUCACCUACGGUGCGGCGUGAAGCCCGGUGAAGGCCAGUUUCUUUUUACUGGCUGGGAACACUUCUGGGAAGCGUGGUUGGGCUGCGCCCCGCAUUAUAAAGACUUCCUGGAUGUCUACCGGAACGCUAAAGUGGGACUUCGGAAUCCCUGUGUUUUCCGUUUGGAUGAAUAGAUGUCACACUUUUUUCUGGCUUAAAAACACCCAACAGUUGUUGUUGUUGUUUUUUUUAAUUGUAGUUUAUUUGAAAUGAUUGUAAAUAAACUUACUGACCAAUAGUUGAAUCUGCUUGCAAUAACUGGGCAAUGUUGAGAGUGUGCUCAACUUGUAGCUUGCAAGCCAGCCUGACAUUGGCCAUGUAAGACAGUUGUCUCCAACCCGGUCCUCAAAGGCCAAACUGUGGGUCGUGGUUUUUGUUCCCGCCGAUCCAGCAAAGAUACUGUAGUUGAACCAAUGAGGUUUCUGCUAAAACAAGCAGCACCUGACUGCAAUCAACUGACUGCACUUGUAAAACACCAGAUUGGUGAAAAAGUGUCAUCAUCUUGUCUGGUUGGAAUGAAAUCCUGCAGUGUUAGCAAUGUUAGCUCUGCCUUUGACUCGGUCUGACAGAAAGUUUAGGGUUUAGAAAGCUUGUUUUGGUGUUCUAACGAGACUUUACGUUGUGCAGGACGCUGAAAAAAAGCUACCAUCGAGCCCCCUUACAGCAGCCUCUUCCUCAGAUACGACCGGAAGGCACGACACCUUUCAAAGCCCCCGAGAGUGUAAAAAACAUUUGCCGUGGCUUCCCUUCAUGACAUAUCACAAAGUCCGUCUCGUGCGCUGUGACUCGUCUCGGUCGAUAUUGGAGCGGAGUGGAAAUUCGGUUGGAACCGCAGAAAUGCAGACUGAGUUGCAAUGUAUUUUGUGCAUCUUGUUUGUGUAAUGUUCCCUUUGCUUUGUGACACUGUUGUUUGAAGUUUUCCACAUUUUCCACACAAGAAAGAAUAUUUAUAUUUGAACAUUCAAGUUUGAGUCUGAAAAUUGCUCAUUUGAAUGCAAUAAGUGUAUUUUACUGCAGACUGUUUUGCUUUUUUUCAGCAAUAAAGAUCAUUUGU